This is a messenger RNA of Fraxinus pennsylvanica, 951 nucleotides long. NCBI's taxonomy places the organism in Eukaryota, Viridiplantae, Streptophyta, Magnoliopsida, Lamiales, Oleaceae. The record is from the annotation of a GenBank genome assembly.
AUGCAUAGAGAAGAAGUUACUGGUAGAGAUAUUGCUGAGAUUGUUAGUAAAUGGACAUAUAUUCUUGUUUCCAAACUACAACAAUUGGAGAGGAAGAAGCUGUUGCAUUUGGAGGAAGAGUUACAUAGACAUGUGGUCGGUCAAGAUCCUGCAGUAAGAUCUGUAGCAGAGGCUAGUCCAAGAUCCCGGGAAGGCCUUUCAGAUCAAGAUAGAGCGUGCGUUGAAUCUUUAUCGCUUCACUAUGCAUCAGAUCCCCACCGUCCUGCUACUAGCUUCAUGUUCAUGGGUCCUACAGUUGUUGAAAAGACGGAGCUUGCAAAGGCAAUUCCUUCCUUUAUGUUUAACACCAAAGAAGCUCUUGUAGAUCGAUAUGGGCUAGUACAUGGAAAAACAUGCAGUUCCACAAUUGAUUGGAGCCCCAAGGUUACAUUGGAUAUGAAGGAGGGCAGUUCACAUUAUUUUCCAAAGUAUAUACUUAACACGGACAAUGAUACCUUGCCUAAGGAGAUGGCUUAUGAAACUAUGAAGAAGAGGGUAAUGGAGGCUGCAAGAUUAAUUUUCAGCUCCGAGUUCAUGAAUCGUGUCGACAAUCCAGCUCUUGACCUCAAACAGAUUAGCAGUAUUGUCAGAUCUGCAAAAAUCAGACCAACCACGACCAUUCCACCGCACCUCCAUCUCCACCGCCGUCGCACCUACUCAAUCACACCCACCGGACUGCCUCCGCACGCAUCUGUGAAUGGAGCGUCGCGAUGCUGCUGCCGUUCACAGACGCUGCUACAACAAUCGAGGGGGGAGGCGACGGAGAAUGGCCCGGAGGGAGAAAGGGGGAGAGAAGAGCGACGGCGACGGCGGUUGGCAGAAAAGGGGGAGGAGCGAGGCGACGACGACAGCUUUACAGAGAAGGGGAGGAGAGGAGAGGAGACGGCGCAUCGUCUCCGCUUCGAAGUUUAA